AUGUCUAACAUCAAAGUGGAACUUGUCAACCAGCUACCGUUCCCUGCCAUCACAUUCUGUAAUUUAUCACCGUACAAGAGAUCUUCACUGAGACCUGAUGCAGCGAUGGAACAUUACCUUCUUACGAUAAGUAGGAUGACAAAUUUUGUACCUCCCCUAGACUAUGACUACCCAAUAUAUAGUAACUUGUCGCUCCCCCUACCGGACGAAUGGAUACACAACGUUUCAUUCACUGUCAAUGACCUAUUCUACGCAUGCGUCGACAUGCAAAAUGUCAUGUUAAACUGCAGCGAGGUUCUCACCCCAACGCUCACUGAGAUCGGCUUGUGUUUCACAUUUAAUAGUGAAGAAUACAUAAGAAGUCAUGGUCCGCUCGUAACGAGCACAACCGGAAGUGCAAAGUCUCUGGCGUUUUACACCCACAUAGACCAAGACGAGUACGUUUACAACGAUAACCUAGCAGCUGGAAUGAAGAUAAUUGUCCAUGACCCUAACGAGGAACCCGACACCGAUCAGGGUUUCUUUGCCUCCCCGGGUUUCUCGGUCUACGCCUCCCUCACUCUUACCAAGUACAAGUACUUACCUUACCCAUACAAAUGCGCGGGUGGUCGCUACUGUCUGGACACUGACGUGGAAGGUUUUCAGAGUCCCUUGAGAUACCAUGACAUGUACAGCCGCAACGCCUGUAUAAGGGAGUGUAAAUAUCGCUACCUAGUCAGGAUGUGUGGCUGUCAGGCUCCUACAGACACCGGCCCGGAGAGGACCUGUACAUUUCGGGAGUAUGCUGAAUGUUAUCGUCUUCAUAACCGAGGUGGCUACCUACAAAAUAUAGCAUUCCAGCAGACGUGUCAGUGUGACCUUCCAUGUGAGUUCAACGUGUACGGCACAUCGGUUACAUCCGGGUACUUCCCCUCCAAGAUUAAUGAAAUAUUUUUGAACAACGCGGGCUUCGAAAAUUUGAGGUAA
Messenger RNA from Mizuhopecten yessoensis (Yesso scallop), 966 nucleotides. Its product is annotated as acid-sensing ion channel 1-like. Bases 1 to 966 code for a protein of 321 amino acids. The transcript is spliced from 6 exons. Gene Ontology annotation, molecular function: sodium channel activity. Gene Ontology annotation, cellular component: membrane. NCBI's taxonomy places the organism in Eukaryota, Metazoa, Mollusca, Bivalvia, Pectinida, Pectinidae. The record is from RefSeq and is a predicted model, not a curated record. Gene Ontology annotation, biological process: sodium ion transport.